AGGUACUUCUGGUUCCACUGCCAAGCAUUAUUGUUGAUGCAUCGCAUUGCUUCAAAUGUAAUCGACAAAGUUGCCCCUGGACGCCCUCGUCAUCCUCGAUUCUAUUUCAUUGACCGCAUUUCGAAUUUGAAGCAACUCCAAUACGUACACGUCCACGUUCGAGAACACCGCGCGACAAAGUGUCGAUCACACCGCUAGUGGACUCGUUUUAAUAAUGCAAUCGAUAUUCUCGAGCUCAUCCAUAUAGCCGCGCAUCCGGGGCCGUGACCUUGCCGCGCCCCAGGAUGAAAGGGAGUGGACGUGAUAAUGGAUGAUCCUUGGGGCUCGCCAUGGGCGUCGACCGACAACACUUCCGACAAUGAUCCUCGUUCGUCGUCUCGAGCCGAUAUCUUUUUAAGCCCGCCCCCCAAAGCCUUCUUCGGCAAUGGCAGCGCAAGUCUUUCGCCCCAGUCACCUUGGUCUGGUAAUCACAACGAUGGUGGCCUAAAUAUCUGGACCGCCGGGGGGCCUCGAGCAGAUGAUGCCGACAACCAAAAUGAAUGGAGCACGUGGGUGGAUUCGACUCGUCUGAGCCCGAGACUCAGUGGUUCAGGUAGAGAAAGCCCUUUGGCCUGGCCUGAGAAUGCCGCAGCAUCUCCAGUCUUUAUUGCGAAUUCUCGCUCGCGAACCCCUUCCAUACUGCGACACCAAUCACCGGAUCCAUGGGCAGUCGAGCUACCGUUGUCGAAUAAAUCCGAUGCCGAGCUACCGGAUUCCAUCAAGGGCACAGCCAACGAAGCUUUAGCCACCGAGAGCGGACAAGUUGGAGCAACUUCUCAAGCAUAUCAAAAUAUUGCAGGGAAUCAUAGGGCACAAAUCACGAAUAGCGAAAACGCCCUAGUUGAUGAUGAAUUUACUGUCAGACGAAACGACAGUCCACGGACCAGUCACGAGUUGGCUACUGAACAUGCGAAUACGGGUUCACAAUUAGACUCGGUAGCCUGCGAACUUCCAUCUAGACCGUCGUCUACCUGUACCACCAAUAGCCACGAUGGGCCCGACCGCGAGCGUCAAGAUUCUCCAAUCACCUCCAUAGAUGAGGAUCGAGGAGGUCGGAUACGGAAUAACUCAAGAAAGGUUUCGGGAAAGGUACAAGAGUUGGUAGGUAUCUACGAUGGUUUAGCUAGAGCCGUUUCGGAAGAACCGCCGGCUCUAAGCCGACGUAGAAUGUCGCAAGCCAUCGAUCGUGAGGACUCGGCGAUGCGAGGCAAAAGUGAAGAUGGAAACGAUGAUGAUGGAGCUGGGUUCGGAGAUUUCGAAGAUCCGCUCUCUGAUGAGAGUAUUAUUGCGCCGUCCCCUAGCCGAUCAUUCUCAUCGGGGCUAUCAUCAACACCUAAGGCAGAGAUCAACAAUUCCUUCACCCAGAAGCUUGAAGGUGAAGCGGAGAAUGAUGCGGUGGUUGUCGCUGAAACAGGACCUGCUCAAAUCACAAGACCCCUUAACCAGUUUAAAGGAAUGAAAUUUGAUGCAAAUUUAUCUGCAUUAGAUAAAUUGUUUCCUAACGCUUCUGAUCAACUUACGAGCUGCUCUACAGAGGGGCGGGAAGUUCCAGGACAUGUUAUUAAUGAUAGUUUCGAGACAGUCUCGGAACGGAAAGCCUGGUAUCGCAUCUCCCGCUUUGGGUCCAUGCGCAAACAUAAUUCCGGGGAUGAUGAAAAUUAUCAUAGGGUAGCCUGGCCGGCAUCGCAAUUGCAUACAGACACGAUUAAGAUCGUUCGAAAGUGGAUGGAGCAAGAUACAUAUGCCGGAAAAGCUAUUUUAGGAGGUCCGAAGCGAACCGGUUUCUUCGAUUGGGACUCUGAUAUCGCUCCUGUGGAGUUAGAUCAAGUCUUCCAACGCAAGAAGUCAGCGACACAACAUACGCGAACAACGUCUAUUCCGGCUCCUAAUGCCAUUACGCCCACUAGACCGGUGGAUGAACGUCCAUAUAGAAACUCGACUGGUAUUUCACUCCCUAUAGUUGUACAACCGGCCAGUCACCCGACAACAGUUGUUCCCAGUUUCGAUUGGAAUUCUGGAACUCAGCAAGCCUCUUUUACAACUCAAUCUUCUCCUACAAGCAGCCAAAAGCUAGGUGCUGAGGCUGUACCUGUGUCCGUACCUGCCCCUGUUCAAACAGUAGUCGUCGACGAAAAUGACGAUGAUUGGGGCGAAAUGAUUUCCUCUCCACGUGCCACCCAAGAUUAUAUAGAGCAGAAUGUCACCACCUUCCCGCUUCCCGAGGUAGCCAGUACGAACCACGAGCUAGAACGCCCCUCCUCACUAACGUCAUCUGGUAACCAUCAAACUACUGCGCGUAAUGUCCCGGUUCCUCAGGGUACACCAGUAGUACCAGACCCAUGGUCACUCUUGGACAUUUCGGUACUCGACACCAAUGCUCCUAAGUUACCAAGAGAAACAUCUUUGGUUCCUGGAGCAAACACGCUACCGCCCAACAAAGACCUUUUUAAGUUAGAAGAUUCUACAUUUAAACAGGAAAUGCUCGAUCAGGGUAUGAUAACAGACCAAACGGCACUUAAGCAAUCAUUAAAGAAAGAAACAUCCCCGAUUUCAAUCCCGGGAGGCGGGAAUCACGAUGAUAUUGUUGUACAAACGAUCCUAAAACAUCUACCAGACUUGUCGUACAUGUUUCGAUAAGCAGUUUGCAAAUAUCCACUCAAUGCAUAUAUACAAUUGGUCGCUGAGCUACAUUGAUUAUUGGAGAUCAAAGCUGGCGUAUAUGGGUAUGGUCUUGGAUUAUUCAUUGGAUAAGAACGGCAAGCAGGCGCUGGCGUUGGUGGUUUGGACCCCUACUUUGCUCUCGAGAUUUGCUGUGCUACCUUAUACAAGUAGAAAGAUGAAUAUAUUAUACAAUACAAACGAGACAAGACUUAUUGCUUUAG
Molecule: messenger RNA, 2921 nt
Organism: Xylaria bambusicola
Lineage: Eukaryota; Fungi; Ascomycota; Sordariomycetes; Xylariales; Xylariaceae
Exons: 1
Coding region: 307-2676 (789 amino acids)
Source: RefSeq, a predicted model, not a curated record